UAAGGCUUCGGGGUGCGUCGUAAAGUUGAACCUUCCAGCAUUGAUCCCGGACUGACACGUAUCUUCAGAUCAACAAUGAUUGCAUACACGCUAUAUAGCGCUCUAACGGGUUUAGCCAUUUUACCAUUUAUUCUUUACCUGAGAAACCCAUACUUUUUGCAAGAUUUACGCUACGCGAUCUCCUCCAUUAAAGUAGCCCUUUGUUUGAGAAAAUUCAAAAAGCGGAAACCGUUUUACAGCAUCUUGGAUCGUUUUCUGGACCAUGCAGCGAGGCAGCCGCAUAAGCCUUUCAUCCUGUUCGAGGAAAGCUCUUACACGUACAGCCAAGCGGACAAGGUGAGCAACAAAGUGGCCAGAGCUCUGGCCGCGCAUGCGCACCUGGAGGAGGGGGACACCGUGGCGCUCUUCCUGGGCAACGAGCCCCAGUUUGUGUGGGUCUGGCUCGCUCUGGCCAAGCUGGGAUGCAUCGCUUCCCUGCUGAACCACAACAUCAGAUCCAAAUCUUUGCUGCACUGCUUCUCCUGCUGUGAAGCCAAGGUGGUGGUCGCUGGUGCUGACCUGCGAGGGGCCGUUGAGGAAGUGUUGCCCACCUUGAGCCAGCAGGGCGUCCGCGUGUUCAUCCUCAGUGAGGACUCGGACGUGGAGGGCAUAGAAAGCCUCUCCGAUAAAAUCCGGCAUGCCUCGGAGCAGCCUCUGUCCCCUCAGCUCAGGGCCAGCGUUACUAUGAAGAGUCCCGCGCUGUACAUCUACACCUCAGGAACCACGGGGCUUCCGAAGGCCGCUGUUAUCAACCACGAGAAAUUAUGGAAGUCAAGUUUUUUACAGGACAUUGCUGGCAUACGGUCAGAUGAUAUCAUCUACGUGUACCUGCCUCUUUACCACAGCGCUGGCUUUCAGGUGGGACUAUGUGGAGCCAUAGAGAAAGGUAUCACUGUUGUUUUAAAGCGUAAAUUCUCUGCCUCCCAGUUCUGGAAUGACUGUAGAAAGUACAACGUGACUGUUUUUCAGUACAUAGGAGAGAUUAUGCGCUACCUCUGCAACACGCCAAAGAGAGACAAUGACAGAGAUCACAGGCUUCGGUUGGCUUUAGGGUUAGGGAUAAGGCCCGACGUCUGGGUGGAUUUCCUGCAACGUUUUGGGGACAUUUUCAUCUGUGAAUGCUACGGAGCGACAGAAGGAAAUGUCGGCUUUGUCAACUACUGCGGCAAAGUUGGAGCUGUUGGCAAAGAAAAUUUUCUCCACAAAAUGGGCGGUCGGUAUGCCCUCAUACGGUACGACACAGAGAAAGAGGAGCCCGUCAAAGACUCCGGGGGGUUUUGUAUUAAAGUCCCCAGAGGAGAGACCGGUUUGUUGGUGGCAAAAAUUGGAGAAAGGGCACCGUUCAGCGGCUACGCCAGGAACAAUCAGCAGACAGAGAAAAAGAAGUUGAAGGAUGUGUUUGUUAAGGGAGACCUCUACUUUAACAGUGGGGACCUUCUGAAGAUAGACAGCGAGGGAUUUGUCUUCUUUCAGGACCGCAUUGGAGACACUUUCAGGUGGAAAGGAGAAAAUGUGGCAACCACGGAGGUGGCUGAUCAUCUACUUACGGUGGACUGGGUUGAGGAGGCAAACGUCUACGGCGUGAAGGUCCCAGGUCACGAGGGAAGAAUCGGAAUGGCCGCACUGAAGCUCAAAGAAGGCAUGGACUUUGAAGGCAAAGUUCUGUAUCAGCAUGUGAAGAACUUCCUCCCGAGCUACGCACGGCCACGCUUCAUUCGCAUACAGGAAGAACUGGCAGUAACUGGGACCUUUAAGCAAAUGAAGGUGAAGCUUGCAGAGGAGGGCUUCAACCCCGGCAACAUCAGGGACCAUCUGUUCUACCUGGAGGACGGCAAGGGCUACGUACCCAUGACUCAGGAGAUAUUCAGCUCCAUCGCAGAGGGGACAAUCAGACUUUGAAUGAGUUCGGUGUUUAUUAUUGGAUUGCCACUUUCCAAAUGGUACAUUUGAUUUAAAUGAGAGAGGCUGCAAAAUGAAUAUAUUACCUGCAGAAUGAGCAUUUAUGUAUAGCACGCUUCACAAACUACUAAUAUAAGCUACGGAAUAUUGUGUACUGAAAUAUUUCACAGGAUAAAAAACAUGAUUGUAAAUCAGUUAAGCGAUCCCAAGUCACGGACACAGAAUGAUCAGAACAUUUCCAAGAGGCCCGGCACCAACACAGCUGUUGAAGUAAAUUAUCGUACUGUGCGAGUAUCAACUACUCUUCACUGCUUCAAGGUCAUUCCUGAAGCUUUGGGGCAGAGGCAGUUUCCAGUGGAGUAGGAGAGGGAGCUGCGGAACACAUACAGUUUGUUCGUCUGCAGGUGGAGGACGAGUGUUUUUGAGUGGCCUGUGAAACCUUCGCAGGGCAGCAGGGCUGGUGCCGGGCACACUGCACCCACUGGUUGCAGAAACUAGGAACGCUGUAGAACUUUGUCAGCUUUUUCAGGUCCUGUUUAACAAGACGAUUUGAAGGCAUCUCCCUGAUCUUAUACACGGGACCGGAUCCGGCCGUUGACGAUCCAUUUGGGGGUCCGCCUGUUGCAUCUUUCAGACUAGGCCUCCUUUCAAAGUCAUAGCCGGACAGCGGACCGAGGCAAGUGUAAGGCAGAGGCUCGCUGCUGCAGCUGAGAGAUCGCAUCGGUCUCCGAGGUCGAAUCCAAGCCUUGUCAAUCCACAGCUCCACCUCGGCCUUGUCCAGCCUGGAGACGGCAUCCUCUCUCUCCUCAGACCUGGUGCCUGAGUCACCGUGGUGGUUUUCUUGUAUCACGUCAUCGUUCUGCGAUUUUGGUUGGUCUGCGUUACUCACAGCCUGUGUCUCAGCUAGAAGAGCGGAAGCCGUUUUGGAGAUGACGCUCCAGUCCUUGAGGAUGUCCUCCGCGGUGCUGAACUGCGAGGUCACCGUGAACCGGAUGAUGCGCUUUGUGUGAAUGUCUGCAGGGAUGAGGUACAUGGUGCCCGACCGGGUCAGUCUCCUCAGCAGCUCCUGGGUCAAAGCGUUUCCUGCCUGGAAUAAAACAAAAUAUGACAAUCAUG
Gasterosteus aculeatus aculeatus (three-spined stickleback) is the source of this 3054-nucleotide messenger RNA. Its product is annotated as long-chain fatty acid transport protein 2. Gene Ontology annotation, biological process: long-chain fatty acid metabolic process; long-chain fatty acid import into cell. Gene Ontology annotation, cellular component: endoplasmic reticulum membrane; plasma membrane. Gene Ontology annotation, molecular function: long-chain fatty acid-CoA ligase activity; long-chain fatty acid transmembrane transporter activity. The record is from RefSeq and is a predicted model, not a curated record. Lineage: Eukaryota; Metazoa; Chordata; Actinopteri; Perciformes; Gasterosteidae.